Fulvia fulva is the source of this 237-nucleotide messenger RNA. RefSeq lists its product as uncharacterized. The transcript has 3 exons. The record is from RefSeq and is a predicted model, not a curated record. NCBI's taxonomy places the organism in Eukaryota, Fungi, Ascomycota, Dothideomycetes, Mycosphaerellales, Mycosphaerellaceae. Bases 1 to 237 code for a protein of 78 amino acids.
AUGGCAGACUGCGGCUUCAUCCCACUUCCCCUCUGCAUUCAGUGUGGCACUGAUCAGAACCCUUGUCACGUCAAGGUCGUCGGCCCAACACUAGGAUUCGCAGUCGGCGUCGUCAUGGCAAUUGUCUGCUGGCCGGCCUCAAUUUUCUGCGGCUGCUGUGCGACAGAGACUGGCAAAAAGAUGCUUGGUGCACCGGCCGACACGUCUGGAGCAGUUGGUAAUGCCAUACCCUUCUGA